Messenger RNA from Stomoxys calcitrans (stable fly), 2383 nucleotides. RefSeq names its product protein lozenge. Bases 55 to 2337 code for a protein of 760 amino acids. Gene Ontology annotation, molecular function: DNA-binding transcription factor activity, RNA polymerase II-specific; ATP binding; RNA polymerase II cis-regulatory region sequence-specific DNA binding. The record is from RefSeq and is a predicted model, not a curated record. Gene Ontology annotation, biological process: regulation of DNA-templated transcription. NCBI's taxonomy places the organism in Eukaryota, Metazoa, Arthropoda, Insecta, Diptera, Muscidae. Gene Ontology annotation, cellular component: nucleus. The transcript is spliced from 5 exons.
UGAUUUCGAAAAACCGCCAAAAUAGCUCCCAAAAAUCAUUUAACCACUUGGCGAAUGCAUUUAACUUCAACGAAGACCGGCAGCAACUCGACACUCAACUAUAAUACGUCGAGCGUAUCUUCGUCCGCUGCUGCUGUUGCCAACUUGCAAAUAUCCUCGUCCUCGUCGUCCAGCUAUCAUUCCGCAUUAGCGGCUGUAGCCAGCACACCACCUCGUUUGGGUGGUAGCAUCAUUGAAGCAUCAGGUGCUACCACCACCAGCCACAACAACAAUAACAACAACAACAUUUCACCUUCAUCUUCCAGCAGCAACAUGGUGAUUUCUUCAGUAUCACCAGGCUCUGGGACGACCACAUUGCAUCAGCAGCAGCAGCAUCAUCACCACCAUCAUCAUCACCAUCAUCCAUCGCAUCCACAUUCCCACGUACACGCCCACUCCCAUCACCCGCCACACACACACAACCACUCUGUGGUGGCUCAUCAUCCGGCAACGCAUUCGUUGUGGAAUUCCGAAGGUACCGCAUCAAUGGCCUCCGAGACCAUUGUGGCCAGUAGUUCAGCCAGUGUGGGUAGUAAUUCACCCAAUGGAGCGGCUAGUAAUGGUACGGCUAAUAGUAAUGCCAGUAGUACAACAAAUAAUCCAACAACAACAAAUGGCAACACUACCAGCGGCAAUACGGGCAACAGCAACAACAACAGCAACAAUGGUGGUAGUGGUAACAGCAACAAUAAUAGCAACAACAAUGUUUUGCAUCAGGAUCUAGCGUGGCUGGAGAGAUCAAUACUACAUGCCCAUCAACAGUUUCCCAAUGAAUUGGUGCGCACCAGUAACCCCUACUUCCUGUGUUCAACAUUACCCACACAUUGGCGUUCCAAUAAAACCCUGCCAAUUGCCUUUAAAGUUGUGGCCCUUGUGGAUGUGGGCGACGGUACAAAUGUCUACAUUAGAGCGGGCAAUGAUGAGAACUACUGUGCCGAGUUAAGAAACGAGAGAGCAACCAUGAAGGAUCAAGUGGCCAAAUUCAAUGAUCUGCGUUUUGUGGGACGCAGUGGUAGAGGUAAAAGUUUUACCCUCACCAUCACCGUUGAUACAUUUCCACGACAGGUGGCCACCUAUGCCAAAGCCAUUAAAGUAACAGUGGAUGGACCGCGUGAACCCCGCUCCAAAACAAGUCCCCCCGGUCCUACACAUUUUCGUGGCUAUGCCCUCCCACAACGACCGUAUGGUGAUGCUGCAACAUUUUCAAGUCAUUUUCGUGAAAUUCAUCGUGUAACACGCUCCACAGCGGCCGCAGCAGCAGCCGCUACUGCUGCCUCAGUUUCGAAUUCAGCCUCAACACCUACAUCGGGCUCCAGCAGUGGGGUCAGUUCCAUGCCGCAAAUGGGCAGUAGCAAUCACUCACCAACCAGCAGUACAAUUAACUCCGAUUGCCAUGGUUAUAAACCAAAUGCGUCACAUUUACAAGACACCAACAAUCUCAUGGGAGCCGCCGAUUGGACGGGCUGCACCUCAUCUGCCUCGGCUGCCUAUUCGUAUCAUCAUAGCCAUCUCUUGCCACCACCGCCAGCACCACCCUCGGCCACAGCGGCAGCCACCAAUGCUGCCUAUGCCGGCUAUGAGACACUCUCCUCCGAUCCUGCCAAUUUGCAAUUGCCCACUGUCAUUACCGAUAUGCAACCCUUUUGCACACCCAGUGAAUAUCAUCCCAGUGCCAUAGUGCCGCACAUACAGCCGCCCAUGUGCAGUCCCAACUAUACGGGGGGGGCCAAAAAUGAAUAUGAAUCCUAUAAUGCGGCAGCAGCUGCUGGCUAUAGCUCCUACAGCAACUGGUCCAAUGGCUACAACAACUACCAAUACGGCAGUUGUGCGGCACAGCCGCAAUACUCCACGCAUGCUCACACCCCCACCAUGGUGCUGUAUCCACAACUCUUCUCUACCUACAAUCAAAAUGAGAUUCAUUUACAUUUGCAUGGCACCGAUAAAAUCGAACAAUAUUUGGGCGGUGAGAAUGCCUUGACCAUUAGUUCGCUGUCGGGCAAUAGACCCAGCAUAGAAAUUGGCAUAGGCACCUCCGAUCAUGAACAGGAACAAAUGCAAAAUCGUCUAGGCAAUGGCGUAAUGGGCAAUGAUCCUCAUUCCAACCAUGUUGUGGUGUCUGAUGCCAAUAGCCUGGAAGCUGACCAAAGACAAGCGGGUGGCAAUCAUUUAACGGAUCCGGCCACAGAUGUUGGGCCUGUGGUGGGUGCCCCAAAUGGCGCGGUGGAACAACAUCCACAUGCCACCAGAGAGGGCGAGGAGGUGUGGCGCCCCUAUGAACAGGCCCCCUGGCCCCAGUGACAAAAUUGUAAGACUUAUGUACAUAUAGAGCUUAAUUAAGUGUUAA